GUGAUGAGUUUAAGAAGAUAGAACAGAGGCUAGAGCAUUGAAGAUGAAUUGUUGGGUGGACAGGUGAAUAGUUGAGAGUGCAAUAGUUGAGUGCAGGUGUUGAGUCCUUUAUGUGAUAAGCCAUGUUCUUGCAAGUAAAAUUGGUAGGGCAGGGGAUUUGGUGGCAAGGUGGCAGAAUGUAUUGUUUUGUGAUACUGGUAUGAGGAAUAAGACCAGCUGGGCCAGAGGGAGAUGUUCGUAGAAAGGCAUUAUGAUAAAGUUAAUCUGAUACACAAUCACAGGUUCCUUUUCGCACCUUUCCCAGACUAGUAUCCACCUGUAUUCAAACAUUCGAAGAAGUGAGAAGUGAUGAUCCAAAGGGGUGCCCAUCAGAUGAGGCAGGCUGCUGUGCAACUGAUUUAUCCAUUUUUCAAGCUAUGUAUCCCUGUGGAGCCGGCUUGUUGUCAACAUGAGGAGUUGGUUGGUAUUUUACCCUUAGUUUGGCAAGGGAGGAUGUCUCUUCGAUUGAAUCAGUGCUGGCUGCUGGUUGAAUGAAACCAACCAUACACUCCCCUGCACAACCUCAGCAACUAAGAGCUUUUAAAAAGCCAAGCCUUCUACCAGGUAACAUCUAUGAUCGGUAGACUUGUGCAAGCGUCUGCACUACUGUACGGUAAGCUGCUUGACCAAGAACCAAUCGAAGCCGUCUCAAGUUUCGUGGACAUUUCAAAGGUUUAUGGUUGGUUGCUCAAAGCAGGGACAAUUGGUAUUUUUAACAAUCGGUACCGGUAUGUACCGGUCGGCUCCCCAUAGUUUGAAUAGCUUUCCUGGCUUCUGUAUGGCGCAAGACGAUGUCACGACCUCCACAAGCUUCAAGCACUCUUCGCCGUUGCUUUUCAUUCCGACAAAAAAAGAAAGUUUGAUCACCAAUCAAUCGAUCAGGUGAGUUUUGGCCAGUGUCAAUGUCACGAAUCGAAUCCAUUUGGUCUCGUGCAAGCUAAUGGCCUUCUCCCUCGAUAGCCGCUACCUACGGUACGACCUACCAACGAUUUGAUCAAAUCAUUUGAUCACGUUUUUAAAAUAAUAGAUAGAAGUUAGUCUGACGUCUCUUUCCUGAGUCCUGAAUACGCAAGAGUGCCAAAGAGAAAGUGCUGUGAGCUCUCUUUCUCACGGUGAGAAAGUGCCGUACAUGUAUGGGCGUUUCAGACAACUAGCUACCUGGUGGUACCGUACCGCGGCUAGCUAGCCAGGGAAUCCAUUAUGAAAGGAAAUCCGCCCCACCAAAGCCAGCCGAGAGGUGCUCCGAAAGGUGCGCGGCGCACACCACUCAAGACUAUACUCACGAAUGCGUUACCUGAUAUGGAAGCAAUCAUGAACACAAUGACACUACCACGUAGAGCAAAACGUCAACGAAGAGAGGACAAUGUCGAGGACCAAGCCACACAGGGGCGUAGCCUCAAAGAGGCCUCAUCGGACUCCUGCUGCUCAAACACAAUGCAUUGGGGGUGGUGGCUUGUUCAGCAAAAAACUCAGUUGGAUGGCACUUGGAGUUUCUGUCAUUGUGUUGCUUGAUGUUGGUGUUCAACUAUAUGGAAGUCAGCGACAGCUAUCACACAUGGCUAGCCAAACAGACUUCUCAGUCUAUCUUCCAUCCACCGCGAACUUCACUUCAUACCUUCCAUCAACCAAGGACUUGUUUGGUCUCAUUGAAGAUAUUGAUUUCACGCACCCCAUCACUGUACUUUCGGACACAAAGGAAAAGGAACGUGGGCCUGCAAUUGCUGUGCUCCUUCCAAACCAUGAAGAGGACUUUAUGAAGUUCCAAUCAGCCAUUCUUACCCUGGACGAGAACCUUGCAGACAACCAAGAAACACCUCUCUUGCUCUUCCAGGAAGGAAACAUCUCACCUGAAACACAGAGCUGGAUACAAAACAUGACUAGGAGACCAGUGCACUUCCCUUUCAUUGAUUUUCAAGAAUUCCCAAAGAAUUUCAACUCAAAAAAACGCGGGGGCUUAAACAUGAAGGGUCGUCCAAACCGGUGGGGUUACUGGCAAAUGUGCCGCUUUUGGAUCACAAGGAUAUGGGAACAUCCUGUCCUAGAUGACUACUCUACCAUCAUGCGCAUCGACACUGACUCCUGCUUUUUGAACUCAACUGAAGGGACCCCACUCCCUCGCCUGCCCUCGGGUGAAGACAAGGUUUAUGCAGCACACACUAGCAAUCACCCCGCCUUCUCCACCAAGGGUUUGUAUGAAACUACCCUUGAAUACAUCAAUGCAACCAAUCACACUCCAGUCAACAUGGACAUGUGGAACUCAAUUCCACACUUUAGACGCAGGCGCCGGGCUUUACCAUGCUUCUACAACAACUUUGAAGUCACAUCUGUUGACUUUUUCCGUAGACCUGAUGUCAUGGCCUUCCAGAGACGCAUUACAGAAGAACCUCCUUUUGGUGUCUUCUAUAGCCAAUGGGGAGAUGCUUCUGUUCGAUUCUUGACUGUGGCUCUCUUUGCUCGGCCUGAUCAAAUUGCAUGGGGAUUGAACAAGCAGUAUGGCCAUGCAGGUGAAUGUAAACACCUCUGGGGCAGAGGUUCACUUGCUGGCCAACAGGAGCCCCGCCAAGCCACAAAGGAAGUCAUUCAGUGGCUGGAGAAACACAGCGUGUCUCAAACUACACAUUGUCCAGAAGGCACCAGCAUUGUUGAUGUCACCAAAGUUUUAUCUGCCCCACGAGACAACAGGUUCAAUUGUGACUUUGGACGCACCCUGCCUCCCAUCAACUACUGUGGAAAUAUACUCAGACCUUCUCACCAUCCAUACCGCUGGGAGUGUCGCCUCAAGAAGCGUUUGUUUGAGCGCAUCGACCAAUUUGCACUUCGACAAGCUCCAUUUCUCAUGCUGGACCUCGGUAGUGCCUAUGCUGAUUGGGUAUUGGCUACAGGGAUGUAUGCCCCUCGAAGUCGGCUCGUUCCAAUUGAAGCCAAUGCCGCUCCCUUCAGAAACAUGUACAAGCAUCUCAUGGUAAACCCUGGAUUGGUGGAUCGGGUCCAUGGUCUCAAUGCUGCUGUCAUGUCAAAUGAUCGCUUUCCCAAUGAAGCCAAAUCGCCACCACUAGUAUCGGACAAUGCAUGGAAGGGACCUGUGCUCUGUGACGACGGGACAGACAAAGCAGGAGUGAUGGACACUGUCACUACCAAAGCAGAUUCUUGUACCACAGCAGAACUACGCGUUCCCAUUGUCACUAUUGACAUGGUCGUUUCAGCACACACCCGAGGCACCCUUUUCUUUAUGAAGAUUGACUUGGAAGGAGCCGAAUACGAAUCUCUCAGAGGAGGCAAUGCUACCUUUUCGGACCCUGACAGUCGUCCAUGCAUUGUGAUUAUUGAACUGAAAGUGAAUGUAGACAAACCAUACAAGGAGGCCUUUGAUUUCAUGGUGGCAAUGGGCUAUACAGACUACGAGGACCUUGACUCUGGCAUCACGGGAGCAGACUCGUGGCCACCAAGAGGCCUGUUGUUUGGAAAUGAAGGCAACUACGAGUUCCGGUUGCCAAAGGCGGAGCUGGACUUUUGUACAAUGCGAGUUCUACGAGAGUCACAACAAAUGAUGGACUAGCAUGGUGGGUUUCCUGCUGUGGGUAUGCUAGCUAUCAUAGUGCCCACGAUUAAGCAGCUACUAGUGCUCAACGUUUGGCUACGUUUGUUCUCUGUUUCGUUGUACGGCACCGCCACCAAGGCCAACAGAGAAGGGGGACACAAAGAGGCGUAGAAAACACACUCGUUCGAUCAUCGAGCAAACCUGCACCGACGCCUCGGGUUUCAUUCUGUCUUUUUUGUUUCACACAUCAAUCGUUUUCCUUUUCGCGGUGAUAUGGUUGGUUAAUCAAUCAAGUAGUAGCAAAACUGGCAACUAUUGGA
Molecule: messenger RNA, 3897 nt
Organism: Seminavis robusta
Lineage: Eukaryota; Bacillariophyta; Bacillariophyceae; Naviculales; Naviculaceae
Source: the annotation of a GenBank genome assembly